AUGGUCCCUCAUCAUGGAUAUUGGAGAGAUAAUAAAUAUACUGAUCAUUUUUGGAAAUGUCCAUACUCUCCAGCUUGUUUGGGAUCUCCAGACCUCAAUAAUAUUUCAUAUACAGGAAUCUGUAAAAAGGGCUAUAAAGGGAACAUGUGUCAAUCUUGUGAUUCUGGAUAUUCAAGACUCUAUAAAAAUGAAUGCCAAAAAUGUCCUGAUACUAACACUAACAUUAUAAGAAUGUUUGGAUUUAUCAUUAUUUUUAUUUUCAUCGCACUGUUAACUAUAAGGGCUUCCAAAAAUUCUAUUCUAGGGAUUUCAACCUUUACUUCAAUUUACAUCAAAAUAUUUUGGAAUUAUUUGCAUAUUAUGAUAAUCAUCACAACUUUCAAUUUAAACUGGCACGAGAAUUGAUGAAAUUGUUUUAUAUUGAAUUAA
Molecule: messenger RNA, 429 nt
Organism: Blepharisma stoltei
Lineage: Eukaryota; Ciliophora; Heterotrichea; Heterotrichida; Blepharismidae
Source: the annotation of a GenBank genome assembly